AUGCAGUUGAUUGUCCGGUCGUUGGAUACGCGUGUCGUAGACACUAAUGUUUGCCAGUCGGCAGCAGAUCUUAAAGUGCUUCUGUCCUCCGAAGACAAGCUUCCGCUCGAAGAUAUUCAGCUCUACCACGGGAAUACUAUUUUGGACAAUGCUCAACGUCUGAGCGAACUCCUGGGCGAUGCAGCUGUAGACGUUAUUGUCCCUACCCUCGGAGGUUAGUUUCUUAUGCCAUUUUAGUUUCCUGCUUAAGGCAAGGUCCACGGGUCUCUCUCCCGUGCCGGCAAAGUGCGAGGACAGACUCCAAAGGUAGAGAAGCAAGAUAAGAAAAAGAAGCCCCGUGGUCGCGCCAAACGACGUAUGCAAUUUAACCGCCGCUUUGCAAUCGUCGCCAUCCCUGGAGCCCGCCGGCGUGGUCCUAAUUCAAAUGUUAAGGCUUAA
This is a messenger RNA of Spirometra erinaceieuropaei, 438 nucleotides long. NCBI's taxonomy places the organism in Eukaryota, Metazoa, Platyhelminthes, Cestoda, Diphyllobothriidea, Diphyllobothriidae. The record is from the annotation of a GenBank genome assembly.